Molecule: messenger RNA, 1000 nt
Organism: Manduca sexta (tobacco hornworm)
Lineage: Eukaryota; Metazoa; Arthropoda; Insecta; Lepidoptera; Sphingidae
Product: non-structural maintenance of chromosomes element 3 homolog
Exons: 5
Coding region: 282-953 (223 amino acids)
Cellular component (GO): nucleus
Source: RefSeq, a predicted model, not a curated record
UGACAAAAAGAGUUGGUAACACUGCUCAGUGCUCGGUGCUUGAAUCAAAAUAAUACAUAGAAUUUAUAAAUUAUAAAUAUCAUUAUUGUCUUUGCAUUACAAACGUUAAUGACCAGUAAACUGUGGAAAAAGCAAAGACACAUUAUUGUAUCAAAGUUCAAACCACCAAAAAGAAUAUAUAAGUCUCCACAAAAGUUUGUUACCAAAUAGCAAGUCAAGAAUAUUUACACAUAUCCAAAAAGAUAAAGUAUAAUAUUGCAAAAACUUUUCCAUAAUCCACAAUGAGCAAAAGAAAAAGCAACAAGUCAAUUGCAGACGUAGAUGUGCCCGACUUAAAGGAAGCUGUAAUAGAAUGUGUGCGUUUCAUCGUAUGCCGGGAAGGAAGCAAAAUUCCAAUAAAACGGGCGGAAGUUGUCAAACACUUGGAGACAACUUGCUCAACACCCAGUAAUCUUGUUAAUAAAGUCGUUCUUGAAGCAAAUAAUACAUUGAAAAGGGUGUAUGGAUACAAAUUAAUACAAAUAGAAAAAAAGAGUGAUCCAAAAUAUAUAAUUGUGUUGGAUGAGGAUUGUGAGUCUUUGGAUUCCAGUACACUUGACCAGGAUCAAAGGAGAUUGUUGAUUUCGGCCCUACUUCAUAUAUUCAUGUCAGGCGGACCAGUUAAGGAAGAUGACAUGUGGAUGUUCCUUUCGGAAGCUGGUGUUUUGGACGAGAAUGACUAUGCGGGGAGGAAAAUUAUGACCAAGACAUUUACAAGACAGAUGUAUUUGACAUACACUAAGGUGGGCGAUGGCGACAUGGCGAGGACCGUGUUCGAUUGGGGUCAACGAGCCACUGAAGAAUUGCCAAAAAUGUAUUUACUGAAAAAAAUGGCUGAGGCUUUUGAGAAAAGCCCGGACCACUGGUGUGAACAAUACAAAGCGGCAACAGAAGAAACGGGUUCAAAUACCUGAGAAGUAAUAGUGUUAAUAAAUAUAUUAAAUAAAUUUAUUUUUAUGAA